This is a messenger RNA of Chanos chanos (milkfish), 16940 nucleotides long. RefSeq names its product midasin AAA ATPase 1 (gene mdn1). NCBI's taxonomy places the organism in Eukaryota, Metazoa, Chordata, Actinopteri, Gonorynchiformes, Chanidae. The transcript has 102 exons. Gene Ontology annotation, cellular component: nucleus; preribosome, large subunit precursor. The record is from RefSeq and is a predicted model, not a curated record. Gene Ontology annotation, biological process: ribosomal large subunit export from nucleus; ribosomal large subunit assembly. Gene Ontology annotation, molecular function: ATP hydrolysis activity; ATP binding. The coding region runs from base 26 to 16612 and encodes 5528 amino acids.
UCUUAGAUACACGACAAAUGAUACAAUGGAAAAUUUAGAAUUGAGCCUAACAUCACUCGGUAUUAUCUCAAGGCAUAUUGAGAAAAGUCACAACGAACUCACCAAGUAUUUAUCAAAGCAGAUAUGGAGCCAGCAGGACAGACAAAACAUAUUGGGGUGUUUAGCUCAACUUCUGUUGGAGAAGGACUACACUCUCUUGAUUGCUCGACACUUACGACCGCUGAUCCUGGACCUGCUGGAGAGGAACGCCGAGCGCAUCAAAGCCGACGCCAGACUGAACCAUGACCUUCAUGAGCGGCUCUGUGUAGCUCUUAGCAAACUUCUCAAUAUCAGCCCUGACGCUCAGGCAUUUGCAGCCAGAUAUUUCACCAGUGCUCCUCCAGUAUUCCAGAGACUUUUCUUCACCAGCGAAGAAUCUGCAUCCAUUCAGUAUGGCCCAAGACGGAUGAAGCUACGCGAUCUGAUGGGCGCCACUCUACGCUUCCUCCAGAGCGACUGCGCCAAGUUCCGAGUGUUGUGGGACUGGAGCGUGUGCGUGUCCCAGCUGCUCACCAGUGACGUCAUGGUCAGAUGCUACACGGCCCAGUGCCUUGCUCUGGUGUCCCACAUGACUGAUAAUCAGAAAACCAUCUUUCUGAGGAAGGUCCUGUCGAGUGAUGAGAUACUACAUCUUAAAAUGAAGUCACUGGAGGAGACACAGCAGCUUGAAGUAGAGAAAGCCUUGGUUUUGGCCAAUCAGGGCUCAGUGAUGUGGCGGAAGGAAAAGGGAAACAAAUUCACCAGGGGUCAGGUGGUCUCUGAGGAUUUGUCUCAGAACGUCGUUGCCGUUUGUGGCGUAAUUUUACCGCGGUCGGCACCUCAGCAGAAUGAAACGGACCCUUUGAAAAACCUGGUGUUGGUGGACUCGACGUGUCGAAAUUUGAGGCGACUUGCCAUGGCUGUAGCAUCCCAGAAGCCCGUGCUUCUUGAAGGACCAAUAGGCUGUGGCAAAACCGCCCUGGUUGAGUAUUUAGCUGCUGCCACUGGACACGUGAAAGCUCCUGAAAUUCUCAAAGUCCAGCUGGGAGACCAAACAGACAGCAAGAUGUUGCUGGGCAUGUACAGGUGCACUGAUAUUCCAGGGAAGUUUGUGUGGCAGCCAGGCACACUGACCCAGGCUGUGUCAAAAGGUCACUGGAUCCUACUGGAGGACAUUGAUCAUGCUCCUCUGGAUGUGAUAUCCGUAUUACUCCCCUUGAUGGAAAACAAGAAGUUGACUAUCCCCGGACGAGAGGACUGUAUUCAGGUGGCCCCGGGCUUCCAGUUUUUUGCAACACGGAGGAUGUUCUACAGCGGUGGAGCAUGGCAUCGUCCUCAGAGCACACACGCUACUCUUCUGGACAAGUACUGGACCAAACUACAGAUUGGGAACAUGAACCGAGAGGAACUGAAACAGGUUCUAGUGAAGAGGUAUCCAACCCUCUCAGUGGUGGUGGAGCGCCUGUUGGAUAUUUACUGCCAGCUGACCGGAGACCGACACCAUGGCCCGGUCAGCACUGGGCCACAGGCUGUGGAAGGGGCACAGUUCAACCCAGAUGAACGGGUCGCCGGGCUGGAAGGGAGGGGGCUUUCAUUGAGGGACUUACUGAAAUGGUGUGAAAGAAUCUACUACAACUUUGAUAGCUCUUCUUCUGCCACUGCCCAGAUUGUUUUUCUAGAGGCCCUUGACUGCUUCACUGCCAUGCUGUCUAAACCAGAGAGCCGACUGAGAAUGGCAGAAGCAAUAGGCAGCAAACUCAACAUCUCCAGGGAAAAGGCCCAGCAUUUUUGUCAGAUGUACCAGCCUUCCCUUAAUGUAACAGAGCUGGAGGUGACAGUUGGCCGAGUUACAGUGCUCCGCAAACAGAGCGAGGUCGUCCGGCUAAACCUAGAGAAACAAACUUUUGCGGCCACGCGGCCAUCCUCUGUCUUACUGGAGCAGCUAGCUGUGUGUGUAACCAAGGGAGAACCAGUCCUAUUGGUUGGUGAGACUGGUACCGGAAAGACGUCUACAGUGCAGCACCUGGCAAGCCUUGCAGGGCACCGUCUGCGUGUGGUUAACAUGAAUCAACAGAGUGAUACAGCAGAUCUGUUAGGAGGGUAUAAACCAGUGGACCACAGGCUGAUUCUGCUCCCCCUGCGGGAAGCGUUUGAGGACCUAUUUUCUCAGACGUACUCUCGCAAACAGAACCUUACCUUCCUGGGACACGUUCAGACUUGUUUUAGGGGCAAACGCUGGCAAGAUCUGCUCAAACUUAUGGACCACGUAUGCAAGUCUGCCCUCACUAAGGAGCUCCAAGACAAACCCAAUGCGGCCCUGCUUCAGGAACAGUGGGAGGCUCUAGCUCAAAGACUCAGCCAAACUCAGGAGCAGAUCAGAGCCUGUGAAUCUGCUCUGGUCUUCUCCUUUGUUGAGGGCACUCUGGCCCGGGCAGUGAAGAAGGGCGAGUGGAUUCUGCUGGAUGAGAUUAACCUGGCGGCAGCAGAGACUCUGGAGUGUCUGAGCGGCCUCCUGGAGGGGACGGCUGGGUCCCUGGUCCUGCUGGACCGCGGGGACACAGAGCCACUGGUGCGACACCCAGACUUCCGUCUGUUUGCCUGUAUGAACCCAGCUACAGACGUGGGGAAGAGGAACCUCCCUCUGGGUAUCCGAAAUAGGUUCACAGAGUUAUAUGUUGAGGAGCUGGAGAGUGAUUGUGACCUGCGGGUCUUGGUCUCAGACUACCUCAGAGGCCUGAACGUGAACCGCACCAUCAUCCACGGCAUCAUAAGUUUUUAUCUGGCAGUGAGAAGAGAGGCUCAGUCACGCUUGGUGGACGGGACAGGCCAUAAGCCUCACUACAGCCUGCGAACCUUGUGCCGCGCCCUGAAAUACGUAGCGUCUAACCCCUGCUACAGCAUCCAGCGCUCUCUCUAUGAGGGUUUCUGUCUGAGCUUCCUCACCCAGUUGGAUCGAAGCUCCCAUCCUGUGGUGGAGAAACUGGUGUGUCAGCACAUACUGGGAGGCAAUAUAAAGUGUCUCAGACAAUCCAUUCCUGAGCCCAAUAACCGACGCUGUGUCCAGAUUGAGGACUACUGGGUCACUCGGGGUGACAUGGAACCAGCCCUGGACCCCAACUACAUCCUCACCCCCUCCGUCAAGCUCAACCUGCGUGACCUGGCUAGGGUGGUGUCCGCCGGAAUCCACCCAGUUCUGAUCCAAGGAGAGACGUCUGUGGGAAAGACCAGUCUUAUCAGGUGGUUGGCGACUGCCACUGGUAACCAGUGUGUGAGGAUCAACAACCACGACCAUACUGACAUCCAGGAAUACAUCGGCUGUUACACCUCAGACGAUCACGGGAAGCUGGUCUUCAAAGAAGGUGUUCUUAUAGAUGCUAUGCGAAAAGGCUAUUGGAUCAUUUUGGAUGAGCUGAAUCUGGCCCCCACUGAUGUUCUGGAAGCCCUGAACAGGUUACUGGAUGACAACAGAGAGCUGUUCAUCGCUGAGACGCAGGAGGUGGUGAAGGCGCACCCCAGAUUCAUGCUGUUUGCUACCCAGAAUCCUCCGGGACUUUAUGGUGGAAGAAAGGUGCUGUCCAGGGCUUUCAGGAAUCGUUUUGUGGAGCUCCACUUUGAUGAGCUUCCCAGUACAGAGCUGGAAACCAUUUUACACAAGAGAUGCAGCCUGCCGCCUUCUUACUGCACCAAACUGGUCAAAGUGAUGCAGAACCUGCAGUCUUUGCGCAGGGGCUCCAGCGUCUUUGCCGGAAAACACGGUUUCAUCACUCUGAGAGACCUGUUUCGAUGGGCUGAACGCUAUAGGUUGGAGGAGCAGACUGAUUCUUCGCGUGAUUGGUUGCAACAUCUAGCUGAUGAUGGGUACAUGUUAUUGGCAGGCCGGGUUAGGAAACCCGUAGAGGCACAGACCAUUCAGAACAUUCUGGAAAAGCAUUUCAAGAGGACCAUAAACCCAGAUGCCCUUUUCUCUGAGGCUCAGGUCACCACCCAAUUUAGUCCGUUCGUGGACAGUAUCGCGGGCGUGCCUGAGGAGUUUGGUCAUGUGGUGUGGACACAGAGUAUGAGGAGACUGGCGGUACUGGUGGGGCGGGCGUUGAGAUUCGGCGAGUCUGUCCUGCUGGUGGGGGACACUGGAUGUGGAAAGACAACUAUUUGCCAGUUGUUUGCUGCUCUGGCGGGUCAGAAGUUCUUCUCUCUCAACUGUCACCUCCACAUGGAAACAUCAGAUUUUUUGGGUGGGCUGCGUCCAGUCCGCCGCGGCGGAACAGAACAGGCUGAAGAUGGACGACUUUUUGAGUGGCACGACGGACCCCUUGUUCUCGCCAUGAGACAGGGGGGCGUGUUCCUCAUGGAUGAGAUUUCAUUGGCUGACGACUCUGUACUGGAGAGACUUAACAGUGUGUUGGAGACAGAGAAAUCUUUGGUGCUGGCUGAGAAAGGCAGUGGUGAAGAUGACGAUGUGGAGCUUAUCGUAGCAGGGCCUAAAUUCAGACUGGUGGCCACCAUGAACCCUGGAGGAGACUUUGGGAAGAAGGAGUUGUCGCCUGCCCUGAGGAACAGGUUCACUGAGAUCUGGUGUCCUCAGACUAACAGCCGCAGUGACCUGAUGCAGAUCAUCCAGCACAACCUGAGACAGGGCCUUUCCCUGGACGAAAACGACCACCAAGGAAAGGACAUCGCUGAGCUCAUGUUGGACUUUAUCGACUGGCUGACCAAUCAGGACUUUGGCCGUCACUGCAUACUGAGUGUUAGAGACAUCCUGUCGUGGGUGAACUUUCUGAACCAGGUGUCUGAACGCGAUGAAGACGGUUUUAUGACCAUGGGAGGGGCGGAGGAAGAGGAGCCAGAGUGGAAUCUGCGUCUGGACACCGUCACAGCCUUCAUCCAUGCCGCCUGUCUGGUUUACGUGGACGGCAUCGGUUCAGGCACAACGGUGUCGGCUGCAGAGAACGCUCUGGCUGCUCGUAAAGCCUGCCUUGGCUUCCUGCGGCAGCGGCUGGGCAGAAUAACUCAGCUGGACGAGGAGAUGCGGGACGCCCUGCGUGUCUAUGACAUUAGCCUGCCCAGAGAGCCCCAGUGGGGAGAGGACUUCUUUGGCAUCGACCCCUUCUACAUCGCCUCAGGUCCAGAGAGUGAGGGGCGGAGUCUGUCUGGUUAUGCCCUGGCUGCGGGCACCACGGCCAUGAAUGCCCAGAGGCUUCUACGAGCCCUGAAACUACAGCGCCCCAUACUGCUGGAAGGCUCACCUGGCGUGGGCAAAACCAGCUUAGUGGCAGCUCUAGCAAAGGCCUCUGGGAACCAGCUCGUCAGGAUCAAUCUCUCUGAACAAACUGAUGUGACUGAUCUGUUCGGUACGGACUUGCCGGUUGAAGGAGGAAAAGGAGGAGAGUUCGCCUGGCGUGACGGGCCGCUCCUGGCGGCACUUAAAGCCGGCCACUGGAUCGUCCUGGAUGAGUUGAAUCUUGCCUCCCAGUCUGUGUUGGAGGGACUGAAUGCCUGUUUUGAUCAUCGAGGAGAAAUCUACAUCCCAGAGCUGGGUAUGAAGUUUCAUGUGCAGCACGAAAAGACAAAGAUCUUUGGGUGUCAGAAUCCCUUCACCCAGGGCGGGGGGCGUAAAGGCCUACCCAAAUCUUUCCUCAACAGAUUCACCCAGGUAUAUGUGGACCAGCUCACCACUGAGGACAUGGAGUUUAUAGGAGAGUCGAUCUUUCCCACAAUUGAAAAACAGAUCAUAUCCAAAAUGGUGCAGUUCAACAACCGGCUGGUUCAAGAAGUAAUGGUGGAAAGGAAGUGGGGUCAGAGAGGAGGCCCCUGGGAGUUUAACCUCCGUGACCUUUUCCGUUGGUGUCAGCUGAUGCAGACUGACCAAUCACCCGGGUUUUUCAACCCUGGCCAGCACGUGGGACUGGUGUAUGCAGACAGGAUGAGGACAGAGGCUGAUAAAGCCCAGGUGCUGUCGGUGUUUAGGAAGGUGUUUGGGGAGGACUUUGAACCCUACACAGGCUCCAGGCAAUUCCAUAUCACACCACUCAAUCUACAGGUGGGCUUCUCGGUCCUGCAGCGUAGCGGAGGGGCCCCGGUGGCCCUGGAUCCUCCCCUGUCCAUCUUGCACCAGGGUCUCCGGCCCCUGGAGUCUCUGAUGAAGUGUGUGGAAAUGGGCUGGAUGGCGAUACUGGUUGGUCCCACGGCCAGUGGGAAGAGCAGCCUGGUGCACCUGCUGGCUCUCCUCACCGGCCACCGCCUCAGAGUCAUGGCCAUGAACAGCGCCAUGGAUACCACGGAACUGCUCGGUGGUUUUGAACAGGUUGACGUCAUCCGCCCCUGGCAGCAGGUUCUGGAGAGCGUAGACUACGUGGUUGCCAUGGUGACUCGGCGUGGGCUAAUGUCACUCGACGGGGCUGUACAGGACACAGAGUUCCUGUUGAGUACGUGGAGUGCAUUCCGACGCUGGCUGAGGGAAGAGGGGUUGGACAGAACUGAGGGAACCAUUACUUUUGAAGCUCUGAACAAACUGGAGGUCAUCAUCGUCCUGCUUCACAAACUCAACACCAAGCUGAAAGUCUUCACAGACAUGUCGAAGUUACAGGUGGACUUCACUCUGCUGAAGGAGCGUCUGGCUCAGAUGGAAGAUGGUUGGAGCCAUGGAGGCUUUGAGUGGCUGGAUGGUACUCUGGUACAGGCCCUGCAGGCUGGAGACUGGCUCCUCAUGGACAAUGUCAACUUCUGCAGCCCAUCUGUUCUGGACCGUUUGAACGCCCUCCUGGAGCCUGGUGGAUCACUGACCAUUAACGAACGUGGGGUCAUCGACGGCACUACACCCACUAUCACCCCUCACCCCAACUUCAGGUUGUUUCUCACCAUGGAUUCCAUGCAUGGAGAAAUCUCGCGGGCGAUGAGGAACAGAGGUGUGGAAAUCUAUAUUCCGGGUGAACACGAGGGCGUUUGUUGGGACUCACUGGAUGUGAAAACGGUGUUACACACACUUGGAGUGACAGGAGAUUGCGUGUGUGAUCUCCUAAUAUCCGUUCACUCAGAAAUCAAGGCCUCCAUUUGGGACUCCCCGGCCUCGUCCGUAUCCUCCCUGCUCCACGCCGCUGCCCUGUUGUCCAGUCAGCUCCAGAGAGGAGUGGAUCUGCCCAGUGCUCUCCAGCAGACCUGCGGAGAAGUUUACGCCCUGUGUCAGCGCACCACCGCCAGCCAGCAGAGAGCUCAGGAAUUGAUCGAGAGUCAGUUAGCGGUGUUGGACACAGAGGGUUGGGGUAGUGGGUUGUUGUGUGCAGGAGUAUGGCCAGACCACCUCCCCUCUGCUCUGCUGUCCACCGAGGACUCCUGCUUCUCCAGCGUGCUCAGGGACGGCCAGGUGCUCUCCUUCUGCCUUAACACACUCAGCCUGCACGGCAAGAGGAGUGGUCCGCUGAGCCUCGUCGACCUGCAGAGGGCGAUGCAGAGCGGGGCGGUACACGAAGGUCAGCUGUUCUCCGGAGGGGGGUUGGAAGGAGGGGUGAGCGACGCCCUGCGUCUUUUGCCCACAGCGGUUAGGAUACUGACGGAGAGAGCAUCUCACAGUGACUGGGUUCUCAGGACCAGCUGGCUCUCCCAUCUCACCAAGUCCUAUAAACACGCUCCAGAUGCGGCAUUGGUACAGCUGGAGGCAGGAAGUAAAGCCCUGAAAGCUGUGUUCAGCAGCAAACUCAGCACAAAGGGCAGAUCCCUGACUGAGCUUCUCCAACCACACAGCACAGAUGAUUACAGGAUCCUGGUAGACAUGCGCUGGAACAAGCAGUACCUGGAUAUUUUAGCCAACUCCUGUAAUUUUGAGGAUGAGGAGCGCUACCAGGAGUUCAUGGAGGCUCUGAACGCCGUCGCUAACAGAAUCGUUUUACUGAUGGACCGGGAGGAAAGGGCUGCGGUUGGGAGCAGUGCCGGAAAUUCAUCACCUCACAACAGCGCUCUACGACUGGCUACCGCCUUUUCUAAAGGAACCGUGGACAUCGGUCACCUGCCCCACCCAGUGCUGGUUCAUCUGCGCUCCUUCUUUGACCUUUGGGAUUCCUUUGUGCUGCAGGCAGUGCAGACUGGCCAGCCCUACAUAUCAGACCACCUCAUGUUUGAAAUCCUGCAGUUGCUGCAGUGGAGAGAUCGUUUCUGGCACGUGUGUAACUCUCUGUCGGCGGACGCACGUGGCGUGUGUGUGCUGUCAUUACACUGGCAGUGGGUACACAAACAUCUCAUCCUGAGGCUUCCUCAGCUGCUGCUAGGAGACAGUAACUAUGAGGGACAGCAGGAGCUCCAGACCAUAUCCUCGGCCAUCCAGAAUACUCUGUCCAGCUCUGCCUCCGUGGCAUCAGCUCUGAAGGGCAUUCAGAAGACCUUAGGAAAGCCCCUUCCAUAUAAGUUGGAGUCCGUGGCGGAGUGUGCCUCACGCUUGCGAGUCCUGAGCCGGGUCUUAGACAUCAGGGACUUGCGACUAGACAGCAGCUUAGCAUCUCUAUGGAAACAAGAGCUGUCCCGUCUCCGGGCUGUUGCUAUGGGCCUGGAUUCCAAAGAAAGCCUUCUGGAAGCCUGGGGCUUGAUCUUACAGGCCAACCUGCAGCUGGAACCACAGGCCUCAGGUGUUUUAGAGAGGCUGGUUUCCUGUGUGGAGAAGCAGCAGGGUUACAUGGCUGCCUGCGGUCUCCUGGACUCUCUGUCCGAAGUGCCUCGCGAGGAAGAGAUGGCGGACAGCACCCCUCCCUGUCGGGAGAUGUUACUGCAGCUGGCGCGCAAGGCCCAGCUCUGGCCUGCACUGGAACAACUGGCUGUGCUUAACCAAAUGAGAGUUACUGCAGACCUGCUACAGCUUUCGGUGUCACAGGGGGAUAGAGAGGCAGAAAGCAGUGUACAGAGGGAUCUUUCCCAUCACCUACAUUUCUGUAUGCAGUCCACCCCCCUGAAUGCUCGACAGCUCCAGCCUCUAUGGUUCCUUCUUAACACUGAGAGGCCUGCAGAGGAGCUGCAGUUGGUGUGGUGUGAGCUGCUGUCUGAAGCUCUGGCGGCACUGUGGUGCAGUAGCGUGACCUCAGACCCUGAACGCUGGUUGAAGUGGAGCCCUCUUGGUCCCGAAGAGAAGAAGAUCUUCCGUUCACUGUUGGGACCCUCUGACACGGGUCCUGGAAUGCUAAGCCGAGCAGUGUGGUCCAGAUGCAUGCUGGGAAUUUUGAGCAACGCUGAGGCAGGGGUGCACUGGGACCCCACCGGCACAAGUUUCCUCAACUCCUCCCAUGUGACUUUGGGAGAAUGGCGAGAGAGGACUGCCCAGCUCCAGGACCUGAGUGCAGUGCUGUGGGACAACAUGGCCCUCCCUGCUUUAUCUGACUUCAGGAGUACUGACUGUCAGCUGCAGGGUCUGGUUUUACGACGGCAGCUGCUUGCUCUGUCUGACUUGCUGCCCCCCGGCCUGCAGGAGAGCUACACCGAGGCUUGUGACGUCAUCACCGAAGGCCAGGACCCCAUAGGGGCAACUCAAGAGAUCCAGGCUGCCCUCAGAGAAGGCCUGCCUGAAAACCUGCUCCCAGAGGGCUUCUUGGACACUUUGCUAACCUGCCUGCAGCAGUUUGCUCAGAACCGCAUCCAAGGGUCCAUUCAGCUGGCCCGCUCUGGGGUGUUCUGGGUCAACAUGGGUUUGCUUCAGAUCCAAGUCUGGACCCCUCAGACCAUUUUUGACCCGGCCGUUAAACGGGCAUACAAACUCAGCUAUGCCCGAGAGGAGCUGGCCUUACUUCAGGAGGAAUGGAGGGCAAGGAGUUUGUCAUCCCAGCUGCUGUCAGGGGCGGAGCUUGAGGAGAGCAGUACCACUGAUGGAUUCCAGCAUCCCCGCAUCAGGUACCUGUGGAUCCGUAUGCAGCAGGUCAGAGAACAGAUCACAGAGCUCAGCAGGAAGCAGGCGUGCCGACCCGGCGAACCCCAGUACGGCCGUCUGUACCAGGAGCUCCAGCACUACCUCUGCAGCAUCGGCCAACCGGCAGCCGUGGGCGACCUCCUCUCCCACCUGCUCAGGGCCCUGCAGGGAUCCGGCCCCAAAUCUAGACUGGGGAUUCAGAGCCUGCUGAAGGAGGAGGCCGUCUGGCAGGCCUCACAGCAACGCUUCGCCCAGCGACUGGCAGAAGAGUACCCGCUGUACCCGGACGUGGUGGUGCCCCUGAGAGCCGCCAUCCUGCAGCUGCAGCACGGCAUGCGCCUGGUGGCGUCGCAGGUUUCGUCCUCGCUGACCGCCCUGUCCGGCCUGCCGCGGCUGGUGAGCUGCGCCUUGGGGUUCCCCUCCGUGGGUCCCGGGUGGCCCUCCGACCUGGCGCGGGCCGACUUCCUGUGCUCGCGGGCGUCCCUGGACGUGCUGCGCGGCCUGGGGAAGCUGCUUCCGCAGGGCGAGUCGGGCCGCGUCAUUCCCGAACCCGCCACGCUUCUGCUCAACGUCCUGCUCUACGUGCAGUCUCACGCGCUGUCGGCCGGGCACCUCACUCCGGAAACACGAAAGAUCUUCAGACACGUCUGUCAGGCUGUGGUGAACGAGUGGGAUGAACAGGAGAGGAGAGCGAGAGAGAAGGAGCAGCAGGAGGCCAGUCUGUACCGCAGCAAGACCACUCAACACGGCUCGGGUCUCACUGAGGAGGAAGAGGAGGAGAGGGAGUUCAGACGCUCCUUCCCCUCCUAUCACAAGGACUUUGCUGAUAUUACCGCUGAGCCCAGUUUGGAGCAGCCAGUAAACAUUGAGGAGGAAGAGGAAGUGGAGGCGGAGCACAGUGAGAGUGGCUUCCUGACGCCCAGCAGCUUGAACGUAGUCAUGCAAGUCCAUCAGCGACUCUGCCUAUCUUACGCCCAAUCACUGUGGUACCAGCCCAUUACGCCAACCAAUCAGAGCAAGGAUCAUAUCUCCGCCCUUAUCUCAUCCUAUCAGAUCACAGCUCCCUUGAUAGCACGAUUCUACCAUCUAAUAGACUCUGAGAUGGACCCCCAGCUGAUGGGCUCUCAGCUGAUCCUGGGCACUCUCCUCCAGAACUCGGUGAAGGGGACAGGGGCCCAGACGGGCCUGAGCCUGCAGGCUGACGGGCCAUAUGACUUCUACAGACAGCCCAACAUGAGUCAGGCACGCCUCUGCCUGCCCGCGCUGGAGCAGUUAGCCACGGCUAUCAGACAGCGCCUGGACGACUGGCCAGACCACCCAGCCCUGGUGCAGUUGACCGUGGUGAUGGAGAGAAUCAUGGCGUUCAGUCUGUCCAGCCCUCUCGCCAAAUUUCUCAACGGUUUGGAGAUCCUCCUGACCAAAGCCCAGGACUGGGAGAACAACGCGAGUCGUUCUGUGUCUCUGAGGAAAGAGCUGGAGGCCAUCACUCAGCUGAUCAUCCAGUGGAGAAAGCUGGAGCUGAGUUGUUGGUCGAGUAGUUUGGACAACACCUUGAAACGACACGCAGAGAAGUCCACCAGGCACUGGUUCUCCAUCUACCAGCUGAUCGAGAAAUUCCUUCAAGAACAGAGGAUAGACUCCAAACCUGAUGACGGCGCUGGCGGCCUGUCUUUCUCCUCUGUGGCCACCACUCUUCAGGCCUUUAUGGAAGGCUCCACCCUGGGCGAGUUUCCUACACGUCUCAACAUGCUACUGGGCUUUCACUGCCAUCUCCUCCUGGUGCCCAGUCAGGAUGGCCAAGGCUCUUUGUGUAGUUUGCUGUGGAACCUGUAUAAGUACUACAGCCAGUUCUCAGAGAGUGUACAGGCCAGAAUCACCCAGCUCAGACAGCCCAUUGAGAAGGAGCUGAAGGACUUUGUCAAAAUCUCAAAAUGGAAUGAUGCAAGUUUCUGGUCCAUUAAGCAGUCAGUGGAGAAAACACACAGGACCCUCUUUAAAUUUGUGAAGAAAUUUGAGGCAGCGCUGAGUGUGCCAUGUGCCCCAGCGUUGGUGGAGCAGGGCAGUAACACCAGUCUGGACAGCGUGGAUACUCAGCCCGAAGAGACGCCCCUGCACAGGGUCCACCUGGCGCUGAAGAACGCCCUGCCAGGGAAGGGCAGAGACUUACAGAACGAAGGCCCGGAGGAGGUCGCGUCAGCCAUGGACCCCUCCUCACUGCAGGCCCGUCUGCCCUCCCUCACACGGAAGAUGAGGAAGAUGUGCGUGCAGCUGGCAAAGAGGACGGCCAUGCCAGAGCUGUCUGAGGAUCUGGACCAGUUUACAGCUGAGGUCAUUACCAACGUGCACGCUCUGCAGAGUCUGACUGUGGAUCGCUCAGCGGAGCAGGAGAGACAGAAAGCUGAGGCCAAACAUAUCCUGCUGCAGAAGCAGAGGGCUCUGGCUGACCUUUUCAAGAUGCUGGCUCAGAUCGGUCUGUCUUACAGGAAGGGACUGACGUGGGGACGUACAGCGGAUCCCAAAGAGACUCUGUGUUUACCGCCGGUGGACUUAAAAACAACCCUCUCUGCCGUGAAAACACAGGACCAGACCGAGAACACGCUGUUUGCUGAGCUGACCGUCGCUUGGGAAGGAUGUGAGAGAUAUUUCUAUCGCUCUUGGGCCAGAUGCACUGCCAUGCAGACGGCACUACAGAGUGCAGCCAAGGAGCUGGGAUUGGGGAACGUGGAGCGUUGUCGGGGCUUCUCUUCUCACCUGUUUAAGCUCCUGCUCAGACAGAGAUGUCGGUUAGCUAAGCUCUCCGAGCACUGGGUUCACCUCAGGAGGUUGAUCUCCAGCGUCCAAAGCGUCCAGUCUCACCUGAAUAACUCGAGCAGGGAGGACGGUGGUCUCCCCCCUCAGGAGUCUCUACAUGGCUGGGUUAUCAGAGGUCAGGCUCUGGCCAUGCAAUGCACAGUCGUCCUCCAGCAGCUCUCCUGGCUCCUCCAGUGCUGUCCGGAGGGCGAGAGCGAGGCCCACGCCCAGGGCGUCGAGGCUGCGGUCGGGCAGGGAGAGCCCAGACUGAAGAAGCUCUCACCCCUGGCCCCGCACCUCCAGUGCCCGGUCAGCCGGCUGAGGAGGAGGGGCCCCGCCUGGACUCAGCUCACCCAGAGAGUGGAGGGGAUGCUGGCCGAAACCCAGGCCCUGAAACAACAGAUAGACGGCGUGACACACGAGACCGGCGAAAGAACACUUCAUAACUGGAGUCAUUUCACGCUGUGCUGUUCGUGUCUGGAUCGACUCGGCGCCGUGGUGGCCCAGAUGCCGGCGGUGGAGCAGUUAUUCACCCCUGAGGGCGUGGCAGGCGGGCGUGGUCAGCUGGCACUGACGAGAAGUCUCCAGUACGUGAGGGGAGAGGUGGAGAGCUGCCUCACUGAAUUCACCACCUGGAAGACUCAACUCCUCAACCUGGGACGCAGACACAAAUACCGCUCCCAGUCGUUCCCAGCGGAGUUCUCAGAGCAGCUGGAGAAGGCUAUAAACACGGUCCUCUGUGCAAUCCAGAGUCUGGUGAAGAGGAGGGAGGCAGAGCAAGAGGAAGAUCAGCGGUCUGAUAGCAAGAAAGACAGUGACUCUGAGGUGGCAGAGGAGCUGUUGAAACCAGGGCACUUAAACAAACUGCUGGAGGAAGACCUGAGUACGGAGGUGUCCUGUCUGUCCUUGCAAGAGGUCAGCUCAGUUGUGGAACAGGCCCUGGAAGGCCUUAGAAUAUACAGAGACACCUGUCCACCUCAGCACCUACAGGAGCUGAGGGAAGCAUGCAGGUCGCUGGUGCGUUUGGAGCCCAUGUUGGCUGUGUACUCUGAGCUGGUACGGUUUUACCUGGCUAUGUCGUUAGGGGCACACAGGAGCACAGGCAAACUGCUCUCCGUCCUGGCCAGCAUCUUCACUGAGCUCGCCCAGAAGGGUUUCUGUCUGCCUCAGGAGUUGAUGGGUGGAGGUGAUGGAGAGGGGGCCACAGAGUUCCAUGACUAUGAAGGUGGUGGUAUAGGAGAAGGUGAAGGAGUCAAAGACGUCAGCGACAAGAUUGACAACGAGGAACAGGUUGAAGAUACAUUCCAAGAAGGACAGGAGAAGAAAGAGGAGGAGCAGGACAAGAGGGACAUCAAGGAGGAGGACAAUGCCAUCGAGAUGUCUGAUGAUUUUGACGGAAAGUUGCAUGACGGAGAGAAUCGCGAGCCAGGUGAGGAUGAGGAUGAGGAUUCGGAGGAUGAAGAGCUUGAUAAGAAGAUGGGGGAUCUCGGCGACGGUCAAACAGACACCUUGGAUGAGAGGAUGUGGGGAGAUGAUGAAGAUGAUGAUGAUGACCUUGAUGGCAGCGAUAAAGAGGAUGAAUCAGGCCCCGGAAUGGACCAGGGUGAAUCUGAGUUGGUUGCAAAAGAUGACAACCUGGAUGCUGGAGAUUCCAAGAAAGACGAGAAGAACAAGGACAAAGACCACCCACUGGACAAGGAAGAAGAGAGGGAGAAAAUACACGAACAGAUGGAUGAGCGGGAGUUUGAUGAGAACGAGGUGGACCCGUACCAUGGUCAGCAGGACAAAAGAGCAGAUCCACAGGCCAUGGAGCUGCCAGAGGAGCUAAACCUGGACCAGGAUGAGGAAGGAGGAGAAGGAGAGGACGAAGGCGAUGAGGAGAACCCCUUUGACAUAGAGGACAAGCCCAUGGAGGCGGAGGACAAAGAGGGGCCGGAAAAAGACGGAGAAGAGGAAGGAGGAGAGGAGAUGGAACAGAAGGAUGGGGAAGGAGAGGAAGAGGGGAUGGAGGAGAAAACGGAGGAGGAGGCAGGAGAGGAGCAGUCUGAGGAGGGGAAAGACACUGAGACGGAUGAAAGGGCAGAAAAAGACGAGGAGGGAGAUGAGGAGGAACGGGAUAAAGGACAAGAAGAUGGGAGGGAUGAAGACAAGGCCAUCCCAGCAGACCAGGGCCAGAAACUAAAGGACGAAGAGGGAGGUGCCGAGGAGGACGAGGAGUCUCAGUUGGAGACAGCCGAGAGGAGGGAACACAACACAGACGGUCAGACCGGAGAGGAGAAUAUUCAGAGCGACAGCGCUGUGGAGUUGGCAGGCGCUGCGUCUGAAAGAGACCAGGCCAAAGAGGAACAUGGCAGUGGGGCGGCUGAUGCCAGUCAGUCAGAAGGACACGACUCCAAACUCACGGCCAGAAUGAGCUCUCAGAAGCAGAGCCAGAGCAAGACCCAGAGUUUCAAGCGGAAACCAGGACGGGCAGACAACGAGCGGUCGAUGGGUGAUUAUAAUGAGCGUGUGAAUAAACGUUUGCGUACGGUGGAACGUGAACAGGAACGCUCUCAGGACCUGAGCCAACCAGAUGGCAAACAGGAGUCUGACCUCUAUGAACAUAUCAAACAGGGCGACCAGAACUACGACGCCCAGACAUAUGAUGUAGCCACUGCAGAGCAGCAGAAACCUGCUGGAGCUCCGCAGGACGAAGAGGAUGAUGAAGAGGACAUUGCCAUGGAAACGGAUGAAGAGAAAGAUCUGCAGGCAGUAGAGGCACAGCAGCUAAAGCCAGAGCAGCUAGACUCCACGAAAGCCUCACGGAAAGGUAUGGAAAGUGGAGAACUGGAGGCUCAAAAACAGGGGCGUGAGGAAGAGGAGAAGAGGUCAGAGGUGAAGAGAGAUGUCGAUGGAGACCGUGCUGAGAGAAGCACAGAAUCCACGAUACACACUGUGCCUGAGCUGUUGACAGAUACAACACAGCUCCCGGUGAAGAACCCAGAGGAGCUGAGGAAAGAGCUGGAGCAGCAGUUAGAGGCGUGGCAGAGACAGACCCCUGGUGCUCAGGAGGAGGAGGCUGCAGCGACUGCUAUGUGGCACCAGUACCAGACUCUGACCUCUGCCCUUUCCCAGCAACUCUGUGAGCAGCUUCGCCUCAUUCUGGAGCCCACACAGGCGGCAAAACUCAAGGGUGAUUUCCGUACAGGAAAGAGGUUGAACAUGAGGAAGGUCAUUCCGUAUAUUGCCAGUCAGUUCCGUAAGGAUAAAAUCUGGAUGAGGAGGACCAAGCCCAGCAAGAGGGAAUAUCACAUUUGUCUGGCCAUGGAUGACUCUUCCAGCAUGGUCGACAACCACUCCAAACAGCUGGCGUUUGAGUCCUUGUCAGUGAUAGUGAAUGCUCUGACUCUGCUAGAGGUGGGACAGGUAUCUGUAUGCAGCUUUGGAGAAUCUGUUCAGUUGCUCCACCCCUUCCACCAACAGUUCAAUGACCAAUCAGGAGCCAGAAUACUGAGGCUCUGUCAGUUCCAGCAGAAAAAGACCAGGAUAGCCCAGUUUUUGGAGACUUCAGCCAACAUGUUUGUGGCGGCUAAACAGCAAAGCUCAGGUUCAACAAACGCAGAGACAGCUCAGUUGCUGCUGAUCGUGUCUGACGGGCGGGGCCUGUUUCUGGAGGGGAAGGAAAGGGUCGCGGCUGCCGUGCAGACGGCUCGCAGCGCUAACGUCUUCGUCAUCUUCGUGGUGCUCGACAACCCAAACUCCAGGGACUCCAUUUUGGACAUCAAAGUGCCCAUCUUUAAGGGUCCAGGAGAACUCCCAGAAAUCCGUUCCUACAUGGAGGAGUUCCCUUUCCCUUUUUACAUCAUUCUGCGUGAUGUCAACGCCCUUCCAGAGACCUUGAGCGAUGCACUGAGGCAGUGGUUUGAACUCGUCACGGCAACAGACCUGUAGGCCACAGGGAAGCCAUUUUGCAGGGGGCCCAAACAUACACACACACACAAAUACAUACACACACACACACAAAUACAUACACACAACUGCACAAUGCCACGCUGCUGCUAGCCUCUCGACAUGGAAGAAAAGACUCACUAAAAGGGACAGGCUGCUGUACAUGUGCCUUUUUUUUCCCCCUCUCUUGAUUUUUUUUUGGUAUUGCAUUACCAGAUAGUAGUUUAAUAGCAAUGAAAUGCUCGUCUUUUUCCCCCUCAACUUGAUGAGGAAUUUGAGGAGCUCACUCUCUUUUAUUCUUCCUGAUAUAACCCACCUUUUAACCUUGCAC